AUGUCUCAAUGGCUUACAGACGAUGCAUUCAAGCUUCUGCGGGGCUUAUAUAGCCAGGUUGUCACCACAAAGUGCACUAUCAGCUCAUUACAGAUAAUACAUGAUGCCCCAGACGGAGAGAUUCUUUUCCACGAGUCGGCUGAAACCGAUACGCUAGACAUUGCAAUGUCCAAGAAAACAUACCUUAUGAUAUUUGCCGAAGCACAUGCUGUUUUUGAGAAAUUGGGCUACAAGUUUGACUUGCAGCUGCUUACAGGAACCGAGCUAUGGGCACUUUACUACGCCACAACUUCCAUAAUGUUGACCACAAACGAACAUUCGACUAUCUGGAGACUACAUCGAGAAGUCGUUUUUGAGCUUCAUGGUAGAGGCGAAGAAAUCAUCAAGAAUGACUUUGACUAUGUCACUUUCCUUGCAACAUCCAAACUCAAACGAGUCAACAAAAGCUCCAUGCUAUUUCACUGGAUAAGGUUUUUGAUGGUACCGCUCUUUGAAGAUCUGGAGGUUAUUAAGACUCUCAUACACCGCUUACUUCGAUCCAUAGAGGUGCAUUUUGCCAAUUACUGUGCUGGGUAUACCUUCCAGUGGUUGGUUCGACUUCUUCACGCUAGCCAAAAACAAGAGCUUUUUGAAUAUGCGGGCCUUCAAAUCAGGCAAAUUUGCAGAAGCCAUCUCAGCGAUAUCACUAUAUGGGAAACCUACUCUGUAUGGCUCACUGCAGAUUCAGACCCAUUUGCAGUGGAUCUGUUCAACAGAGAUGUUUUACAAUGGAACAAGCAUUCGGUGUUCGUGACGGAAAUGCAGUACGGUCCGCAGAUGUCAGGAACAGAUGAUGUGGUGUUGGAAGACUUGGAAUGGCUAGUGAAGGUCAAGUGUGCCUACAUUUCGCCCUACGAAAGUCUUUACAAAGUAACAAAUGACAAGGAUGCUUUUAAGCACCGACUUUAUAUCCUCAGGCAGCCUGAAGAAGAUAUAUUCAAUGCUAGAGAUGACGCUAGCACUGAGCGCCUUUUGUCUGCAAUGAAGAAGUACCACAAAAUCCACACCAGAUUUGCAAGAUACCGAGAAGAACUGGACGACGAAGAGGUCGCAGAGCAGGAACAGGCUCGUCAAAGUCCCGAGGCGGCUGCAUCCACAGCUGCUAACCCACUGGGUAAGGUAAGCGCUGCUCAGAUCAGACUACAAAAAGAUGUCACUGAGCUCGAAUUGCCCUCCACUGUGAAGGUUGAGUUCCCUGAUCCUCGUGACCUUUUCAACUUUAGAAUCUUCAUCCGUCCAGCCGAGGGCUACUACAAUGGUGGUGUCUUCUCCUUCACUGUGGAGAUCGGAGACAACUUCCCCAUCGAUCCACCCAAGAUCAAGUGUACUCAAAAAAUCUACCACCCCAACAUAGAUUUGGAGGGAAAUGUGUGUCUCAACAUCUUGCGAGAGGACUGGCUGCCUGUGCUUUCGCUCAAUUCGGUGAUCCUGGGGCUCAACUUCCUCUUUUUGGAACCCAACCCAAAUGACCCAUUGAACAAGGCUGCUGCAAACGUUUUGGCAAAGAAUACAGCCACGUUUGCCCGCAACGUCCGUCUGGCCAUGCGUGGUCUGACCAUUGAUUACGAGAAUUACGAUAGGGUGGUAUAA
Molecule: messenger RNA, 1629 nt
Organism: Candidozyma pseudohaemuli
Lineage: Eukaryota; Fungi; Ascomycota; Pichiomycetes; Serinales; Metschnikowiaceae
Product: ubiquitin-conjugating enzyme E2
Exons: 2
Coding region: 1-1629 (542 amino acids)
Source: RefSeq, a predicted model, not a curated record